Hermetia illucens (black soldier fly) is the source of this 2662-nucleotide messenger RNA. RefSeq names its product probable cytochrome P450 6a20. NCBI's taxonomy places the organism in Eukaryota, Metazoa, Arthropoda, Insecta, Diptera, Stratiomyidae. Gene Ontology annotation, molecular function: iron ion binding; heme binding; oxidoreductase activity, acting on paired donors, with incorporation or reduction of molecular oxygen. The record is from RefSeq and is a predicted model, not a curated record. The transcript is spliced from 2 exons. The coding region runs from base 15 to 1520 and encodes 501 amino acids.
CUCUCCCGGAAAUAAUGGAGUUCGCUUCUUCUGGAAUUUGGUUGAUCGUGGCCUUGCUUGCUAUAGUUUAUUAUUACUUCCAUCGAAAGUUUUCCUAUUGGAAGGAUCGCGGUGUCCCUUACAUUGAGCCAAAUUUUCCAUUGGGAAAUCUUAAUUGGAAACACACUGGAAAUUUGAGAAAGUUGUUUGAUAAAUUAUACAACGCGGGGGGAGAAACUCCUUUUGUCGGCGGGUACAUUUCCAUCAAACCAGUUGUAGUAGCAACUGACUUGGAUUUUGUGAAAGAUGUGUUAGUGAAAGAUUUCAGCAACUUCCAUGGACGUGGUAUGUACGUGAAUGAGAAAGAUGACCCCGUCUCAGGACAUUUAUUUUCUUUGGAUGGACCAAAAUGGAAAUCACUUCGGAUGAAGCUUUCACCGACUUUCACUUCUGGAAAGAUGAAGUACAUGUUCCCGACCAUAGUUGAUGUAUCGGAGCAGUUCAAUCAAACUUUGGGUGAAACGCUACACAAGGUGAAGGAAAUUGAUGUGAAAGAAAUACUUGCUUGUUUUACAACUGACGUCAUCGGGUCAUGUGCCUUUGGAUUAGAAUGCAACAGCCUAAAAGACCCGGACACCGUGUUCCGUAAAUAUGGUCGCAUGAUUUUCGAACGAUCCAAAACACGCUCUAUAAAACGGGUUAUUUUUCUACUCCCAAAAUUGGCUGCCAUAUUGCGCCUAUCGGUUUUUAGUAAGGAGAUCAACAAUUUCUUCAUGGGUAUUGUGCGUCAAACCAUCACACACCGUGAGAAAAAUAAUGUAAGGCGAAACGACUUCAUGGAUUUAUUGAUUAACUUGAAAAAUAGUGGUUCCCUGGACGAAGAAAAGAAAACUAAAUUGGAAGAGCUUACUUUGGAAGAGAUGACCGCCCAGGCAUUCGUUUUCUUUGCCGCUGGUUUUGAAACCUCUUCAACAACGAUGAUGUUUGCCUUGUAUGAACUUGCAUUGAGCUUAGACAUCCAGGAGAGGCUACGAACUGAAAUAAACACAGUUUACACCAAACACGAAGGUCGCUUGACAUAUGAAGCUAUAAAGGAUAUGGUGUAUUUAGAUCAAGUGAUUAAUGAAACUUUACGAAAAUAUCCACCUGUUCCGGCAUUACAGCGUAUAGCUCAAGCCGAUUACAAAGUUACUAAUACGAAAUUGGUGAUUGAAAAGGGAACAACGGUAAUGAUACCCGCUUAUCAGAUUCAACACGAUCAUCGCUAUUAUCCAAACCCAGAGAAGUUCGAUCCGGAUCGUUUCCUGCCGGAACUAUGGAAAGCACGACAUCCGAUGACAUUCUUGAGCUUUGGUGACGGUCCCAGAAAUUGCAUCGGUCUGAGGUUUGGUAGGAUGCAAUCACGGGUGGGUCUCGCUAUGCUACUGAAGAACUAUCGGUUUGAAGUAUCAAAGAAAACACCAAUCCCAAUGAAGUUUUCAAAAUCUGGUGGGAUCUUGUCACCAUUGGACGGAAUGCAUUUGAAAAUUACAAAAAUUUGAGUUCAAUGAUUAAGGUUUGUUCAAACUAAUGCGGUUGCCAGUACGUUUAUGAUGCGCGGUUAUUAGCGGUGGCGGUUUCCCGUGUGUACUUUCGGACAACUGUGGCAUUAUCAACAGGGUGAACUCCGAGUUGUUCAAGAAAGUUAGCAAUUUUUUGAAGAUGCACUGCUGGAAUGAAAACCCGUAACUACUAUUAACUUUGCUGCGCAAAGAAGAUUGAUUAGAAUGGGCCGGGCAGCUGUCCUGGAACUUCGCCUUUUCUUGCAAAGCAAUAAGCCAAGGUGCACUAAAAACAGAACUACUCGCAUACCAGGAAAUGGUCGAAAAUCCUUUCAAAUUCACAACUACGUACUCUUUAUUUCAUGGUAAUGAAGAGAGUUUGGCCCUAAAAUGGGGACGGAAUUUUGGCGCCGCUCUUUCCGCUGUUGGGCGCUUCUAAAGGGUAAGAAAAAAUUCAUACAAACAAAGUGAGUGAGAGUUAACCAAAGAGAAAAUGAGAGUGUGCCCUGUCCAAUAUUUUCCAAAAAAUGAACAGAAAAUUCUGAGGCAGUGGCUUUGAACUAUUUCAACCACAUAGCUGUAGAUUGUAGCGCUAACUUCUCUAAGGAAUUAUACGGACAGAAAACUUAAUGUGACAUUUCAGGUGUGGACAGAAUUAAUCAAUUUUAUCAAUGAUUCACAUCAAUGAUUGUAAAUGGAGCAGAAUACCUGGAAUUUUGACUUUGGAAAUUUCAAAUUUUGAUAAGAAUUUACUACCUUAUAUAAAGGAAAUUUGAAAAAAAAUAAGAACAUUCUUGCUCAUAGGACGCAGUACCCAACCGUCAACUUUGCCGUAGUACCGAAGCACCAGAGCAGUAUACUGCCGCAAGUAAGACCGUUCCCCCGUAAUGAACUUAUCUAUUGCUGCUCUGCUACGUUACUGCCUACUACAUUCGUUUGGGAGACCUUUACAUUGGAUUCUAUUAAAUUUUCGAACAAGUUUCAUAACGUUCUAUCUUUCUAAGUAAAACUUAGGAUUAUGGCUAUUAUGGUAUCAUUUUUCUAUUAAAUUCGAAUUUUGAGUAUCGCCGAGUAACAUUCUUAUCGCCCAAAUUUUAUUGUGCAAAUAUUUGAGAUGCUAAAUAAAGUAUUAUUAUUCAUUG